Marchantia polymorpha subsp. ruderalis is the source of this 4490-nucleotide messenger RNA. The record is from the annotation of a GenBank genome assembly. NCBI's taxonomy places the organism in Eukaryota, Viridiplantae, Streptophyta, Marchantiopsida, Marchantiales, Marchantiaceae.
GUAAAUGGGGUCUCGGGUUCAAGCAGCUGGUCAAUCAAUCUGUCUGUGGCAUCGAGCCGCGAAGCUCGACAAUGCGUAUCAGGAGAAAGGCGGACAUGUGCAUCUAGAUAGCCCCCCUGAUGGAUGGGUGUCUGAGAUGCUGCCACUGCAGGGCCCUUUGUGCUAGGCUCUGUCAGGCUCUGUGCUCUCGUCGAUUGGAGCAUGGAGUAUUUACAGAUCGUUGAGUGGGAACUGCACUGUACAGUUGCAGUGGCCGCAUGGUCUUGGACCUGGGCCCAUGAUCGUGAAGAAAGGCGGUGCGUGCUGCAGGAUUCUCGUCCGUAGAUGAGGUUUCUUGUUUACUUGUUCGCAGCUGGACAUCUUGGGUCCCGAGCGAGGAAGAGUGAGCGAGAGGGAUAAGUGGACGCCUUGGCCACACUUGGCAUUGUUGCGGGCUCGACAUUUUGUCUUCUCGGUGGUCCUGUCGUUGACAUUGUGACAUGGUCUGCAUGGAUCUCAAAGAUGUUUUUUCACCCAAUUCUUCAUCAUCUCAUCUUCUCCACGAGGACGUCGUCCGGGUGUUUCUCGGAGAUCUGGCAAUCGUUCUAUAUAUUGUACUUAUGAAUCGUCGUCGGAUGACUCCUCCUGCGACUGCCACAGGAGAAUGGCCCGUGGGUAUAAGUGAUCGAGCUUGGAGAUGACAGAUUGUCUACUUCUGACGAUCACGAUCGUUAAACUACAGAAGGUCCGCAACCUCUCGUUGAAUUGAGUAUCGCUCGAGAAGAAGUGUGCCAGACGGAGCGAUUCCAAGAUGCAUUUGACAUACGAGAAACGCUUCUGGUCGAGAGCCGGGGAGGCUCUCAGGACAGGAUUUGCCUGCCUGCUCGUGGGGAUCAUGCUAGAGUACGUGCCUGCAGUGAAGGACCUUAUGGUGGUCUCAGUUCUUUCCUACGUUAUCGCCGUCUUGGUCAGUGGACCUACAUUAGGUACUGUUAUACAUAACGCGCUGGGGCUGCUGGCAGUGGCUGUUCCCGGGUUACUGUCUACUCUGAUCGUCCUGCAGGUGCUGAGACCACCGAUUUCCAAAGUCACUGCCGUCGCAUGCAUUGGAGUCAGCAGCUAUUUCAUAACAUAUUUGUCGAAUACAAAUCUACUGGGGCGGAAAUCUGCGCUAGCUCAAGUCAGUAUCGUGUACAUUUACGCGCACUAUGACAGUGGGAUGAAUGUUGUGACCUUCCCGUUGAGGAUGAUAGGGCCCGACAUUCUUGGUGUUGCUAUGGGCAUCGUUGCGACCCUCAUACCCUUUCCUCGCCUCGCCGUGUGGGAGGUGCGCAGCAGUGCGAAGUCAGCUGCCAGAGGAACUUCAGAAGUUUUGAAUUCGGUUGUGAGCGCUUUUUCUGCAGCCGAUGCGAGCAGCUUUGGAUCCAUGUACUUGCAUUCGAAGAUGCUGGCGAAAGCUUCUCGAGAAAUUCUAGCUACUUUGAAAACAAAGCAGAUAAAUCUGACCUGGGAGCCAGGAUCAAAGAGAACGAGAUCUAGUUUAAAACGAACGACAAAAAUACUAUCGGGCCUGAACCAGCAUCUGACCGGGAUGGAAAUGGCGAUGGAGUCCGGCCACUUUUUACAAGCCCCAGCCACGCUGCGUACCUUGCUACGCAGCCCUCUCGAGAAAGUAGUAGCCGUCUCGAAGGCCUUGCUCCAGUGCGGAGCGAAAAUGGCUGAGCUCGAUCCUUCCGAGCGCAAGCUUCACAAGCACAGGCUGCUCGACGAAGCGAAGGCGGUGCAGAAUCUGUUUGACCAGGCUCUCUCGGACGCGAGACGGAAGGCGUUUUACGAAGGGGGCGCGAUUGAGGGCGAGGGGCCCCGGGCCCCAGAGAUCCAGCGCGUCAAUGGGAAUGCAAAUGGGCAUGGCGGUGGCGGCGGCGGCGAGGGAAUUUUAUGGAUCGACCAUCGGGAGAGCGGCGACUCCGGUUACGUCAAACGCAAGUUCCGAGGUCGCGUGUCGUCCUACUUUUUCCUCUUCAACAUGCAGCUCUACCUCUCGGAAGCAUUGAAUUUGGUGGACACGGACCACAACACGGCCACGAAGAUGCACCAGAUCGCCAUGUUCGGGCCUUCGAUGCCGGAUUUGGAAGAGUCCAUUCACGGUCGCACCAGCGCUCUCGAGUCGAUGGGUCUCUCUCGCGCUGUCGGUCAGGCACCGUCGAGCAAUGGCGGCGGCGCUGGCGGCGAGGAAGCGCCGUCGCCGUCUCCAGACGGUAAGGAGUCCGGUAACCGCCGUCGCAGCGCAGCCAUUUUCUCAGAAGACGCCGUCGUGGUCGAGGACCAGCGCCUCGUGUCGCUGAAACGGCAGUGCAGUCACCGUCACGGUGUGCUGCCGUCGAAGCUCAAAAAAGGGACCGCCCCCGUCAAUCCGUCGGCGGUCUCGAGAUUCUUCAGCAAAGCCCACGAGAUUUUGCACAAGUGCGGGGCGAGCAGGGCGCAGGCUCGACGGUCGUUCAAAAUCGCCCUGUCGAUGGUCAUGGCGGCCACGUUCGGGAAUUUGAUCGUCAGCCAGGAAGCGCACUCGUUCUGGGCCACGGUCACCGUGGGCUUCAUCAUCGGGAAUUAUCAAGGAGGGUCGUGGCGCAUCAGCAGUCUGCGUUUGCAGGGGACGGUGCUGGGAGCGAUCUAUGGCUACCUGGCCUUGCGGGUGUCGAAGAAUCACAGCUGGGCCAACCUCUUAGCUCUCAUCCCCUGGGUCGUUCUCAGCAGCUUCGUGCGCUACAGCACUGCGUAUGGUUACUCGGGCCUGGUGUCGGCCUUCACUGCCGCGGUUUUGAUCCUGGGCGGAUUCGAGAACGAUAUUCGCAAGUAUGCCAUGGACCGCAUCACCGAAACUUUCGUCGGCGUGCUGUCGUUUGUGUUCGUGGAGACGGUCGUGUUUCCGGAGAGAGCGGUGCUGUUGGUCAGAAAGGAGCUGGUGUCGAGUCUGAUCGGGCUGCGGGAUUGUGUUGCGGCAAUUGUGGCCGUGUACACUGAACAGGAGUGCCUCGACUGUCGGAGCAUAGCCGUGCACGAGAUAAAGGAGCUGGAGCAGCAGCUGCGGGCGAGCUUUGUCAAACAGUCUGCUCUCCGUGCUGAGGCCUGUCUCGAGCCGGACCUUUGGUUUGUUCCGUUUCCUGGAGAGGUUUACUCCAAUCUGAUCGCCAUCGAAGGCCGGAUGCUGGACUUGCUGUUUUUUAUGGUCUGCUCGCUGCACGCCACCACGGAGGAUUGUCUGACGGAGCAAAUGCAGAAGCUGCUGGAGCCUCUGCGGACUUCUUUGACCGCCUUACAAGAAGAAGUCCUGUCCACCAUCGACUCACUGCAACAGGUUUUGCAGCUCAAAGUCCAAGGGACUGGCAAGUGGAGUCGUAUGAAGGAAUUUUUAAAAGAUCUCAAAAGGGGCAGCUCCUUCAACUCAGAUGUGGAGGAUCAACAACAGCAGCAGGAGCAGCAACCACCGCAUCCUCUCCUGGUUCUCAACCAUCCUUACCGACACGUCGAUGGAAGCCCUCUGAAUCUCAAAUCUACCAUGGACCGCUUCGAACAAAGUUUCGAGGACACUGUCGAGGAUUUGAUCGCAUCGACCAAACUGCUGCCGGGCGCUCCGAUUAUCAGCAACUCAGUCAUGCUGUCAUUUGGAUCGCUCACUUUCAGUUUGCAUUCUCUACUCAGAGAAACCGUUCAGCUCGAGAAAGCAGUUCAUGAGCUGGUCCAAGCCGAAAAUCCCUGGAGCGUUCUGGAUUUCUGGGACACUUAUUCCGUCACCCAGCUUUGGGAGCAACAUAGUAGUGUGAAGGCUUGACUGACAUACAUUCUGGUUUCAUAUCGGACGGUUUGUAAAUUACGCGCAACGAGAGUCACAUCCCAGCCCAAAAGUCAGUAGAUCUGGAUCUGGCUGGAAGCACGGUCUUGCUAUCGGAUUCGAUAAUAACAUUACAGCAUGCCAUGCCAGACAGAUCGUAGACACGGCUCACGCCGCUAAAGUGUCAGGGGUCAAAGUGUACAUACAUCCUCCUUGGUCACACGAGUUUUCCCACGGGAUCCAUUUGUGGAUGCUGUGUGAAAAUUCUUGUGCGAAUCUGCGGAGGUACAUGAGGAUAUUGAACAAUUGAAGCGUCGUACGAACCUUCCGGUUCGACGAAAGCUCGACUCUACUCGACAGUGUUGCAUGUAAGAUGGAUGAGGAGUAAGAACGGUUUCCUAUGACGUAACUCAUGGUUGUUUGAACCAUCGAAACGAGGAGUUUGAAUGUCUAAAGCUCAAGUAGACGAGAUAGAGCUAAAGGAAACUGGCCCCUGGCAUGGACGCAGAGGAAAUCAAUUCACAACAGAAAAAUGCCAGCUCCAAGAGAAGGUCGGAGAAAGAUUAUAGCCUGAGUCUUAUAAUUUUGGAGAGAGCUAAAUUGUUUCUAGAUAAACCUCUGACUGAAAUUUCUAUGGGAUAUAUAAGCUCUCUUGAUAACUGAAACCAUGAACAAGGAAAAC